Molecule: messenger RNA, 1869 nt
Organism: Parasteatoda tepidariorum (common house spider)
Lineage: Eukaryota; Metazoa; Arthropoda; Arachnida; Araneae; Theridiidae
Source: RefSeq, a predicted model, not a curated record
UAGGCUAUCCGCUUUGGAAGUCAGAGAGGUUUCAUACACGUUUUAGUGUUCAUCAUCUGAAGAGGAAAAAAAUGAUAACCUAAAUUGUAAAUAAAUAAUCGCUUAUUGGAUCGAUGCAAACCUAAUAAAGGUUUCAAAAAUCAUUUUUGGUUUAAAGAAGAAAAGAAGAAGUCCGAAUUCUCGGAACCUCUUUGGCCUUUCCACGGAACACUUUUUGGGAGCCUCUGUAGUCUAGGACUCGCACAAUGCAACUAAGCGCUUCUGAACUUGCCAACAAUAUAUCCUCGUUCUACAUUGCCAUUGCAGUUGUUGUUCUAAGUUUUUUGUAUUAUCGCUACAAAACGAGAGGAAUACCUCCUGGACCAACAGGAGUUCCUUACCUCGGUUUGUGGCCGAUUCUGAGACAUGACAUAUGCCAUCUGCAACUUCAGGAAUAUGGAAAAAAGUAUGGAGAUAUCUUCAGCUUCACCUACACAGGACGCUUGCUCAUUCAUUUAGGAACAACUAAAGCAGUCAAGGAAGCUCACAUAACUAAAUCCGAUUGUUUCUAUGAAAGGCCGGAUACUUUUAACCUUAUUCACUACUUUUUAGAAGGAGGUGUCCCCAGUCUGAACGGAGAAAAAUGGAAGACAGUGAGAAAGUUCUUCAUUCAACAAUUCCGAGAACGUGGAAUGACAACUAUAAAGGAGAGCUUUUCUGGUCCUAUUUAUGACACCGUUCGAGAAACCAUUGAUGAUCUUAGGAAAGCGAAUAGUCAACCAGUUGACAUCGCAGGAAUACUUCUGACGAAAUGCAACAAAAUAAUGCGCCAAACUCUCUUUGGUAAUGACGGCAUGACUGAGCAAGAGCUCACAGAUUUUUGCAACGCAUAUUUUGCAAACUUAAUGAGCCAAACCAGCGUAAACCUUCUUCUUGUUGGAUACUUCGCUAAGUAUUUUCUUUUCCCAUUUCAUAUGAAUGUAAAGGAAGCUAAAAAAGUUCAUAUGACCAUGAUUGACAUGUUAACAACGGUAAUUAACAGGCGCAAAGCAACUUACGAUGAAAAUAAUAUACGUGAUUGCAUUGAUGCUUUCUACUAUGAAAAAAAGCAAAGAGAAUUAAAGAAAGAUCCCACAGCUGAAUAUUUUACAGAUAAGGCUCUGUUGAAAUCUUUGAUUCAAAUUGUGGGUGAUGGAGUGCUGGCUCUGGCGAUAUUUCUUAGCAAUUUUAUUCAAGCUGCUGUUGUAAAUCCGGAAGAGCAAGAAAAAGUCUAUCAGGAGCUCUUAGAAGUGGUGGGUCCAGAUAGAAAUCCCGAACUAGAUGACAAGAGCAAACUAACUUAUACUAAUGCCUACAUCUCAGAGGUCUUCAGAACAUCGGGAGUAUUCACCGUCUUGGCAAGCAUGGAGUGUAGUAAGGAAACAACACUUGGUGGUUACAGAAUUCCAAAAGGAGCCAUUACUGUUUAUAACUUCUGGUCAGCACACAUGAACCCUGAUGAUUAUGAUGAACCUGAGAUAUUCAAACCGUCCAGAUUUAUUGCCAAGGAUGGGCAAAAGAAACCAGAUCUUCUGUCACUAUUUGGAAUAGGCAAGCGAGCUUGCAUGGGAGAAGGUUUUGCUAUGUUACAAGUGUUUCUUUUUAUAACAACUGUGUUGAAGAAUUUCCGUUUGACAAAACCUGAAACAAAAGUGAAAGAACAAUCUGAAUUGUUCUUCCUUUUUGAGAAAAUGGAAGUAUGUGCUCAUCCGAGGAAUUAACUUUUCUAGGGAAAUUUUUAUAAAGGUAGUUUGCAGACUAAUUUUUAUCAAACCAUUACUAACAAUGUAGACAGUGUGAGGUUUAUCAUAGAUGCAUAAAAGUGUUCAAUAAAAUAUCAAUUCAAAUGUA